This is a messenger RNA of Cottoperca gobio, 4592 nucleotides long. RefSeq names its product proline rich and Gla domain 3 (gene prrg3). NCBI's taxonomy places the organism in Eukaryota, Metazoa, Chordata, Actinopteri, Perciformes, Bovichtidae. Gene Ontology annotation, molecular function: calcium ion binding. The coding region runs from base 362 to 1036 and encodes 224 amino acids. The transcript is spliced from 5 exons. Gene Ontology annotation, cellular component: extracellular region. The record is from RefSeq and is a predicted model, not a curated record.
GUAUUUCGGUACAAGGUGUGGCUUUGUGGAGUUGUAUCAGUCUCUGUGGUAGACACAUUCCACGCAGAAAACAGUCUGUCUAGAGGCGGGAAAUCUGAGACAGACUCCCAUGCAGGUUUCAUUAUGUCGUCGCAGUGAAGUUUCCCCGCCCCUUCCUCCUGCGUCAGUCGAUACUUAUCAGGGCUGUGAUUGGCCAGUCUCAAGGAUUGUUCCCCUCCUAUUGGCUUGCGGAUCCGAUAAUCAUGGUCACUUUCAUGACUCGUGUGGGAGUUUCCUAGAGUUGGAGAUGGCAGAGAAAAGGCUUUUAUCAAGCGGAAUGAAGGUCUACAGUCUGUCGGAGUGUGAGUAACAGGGCAGAAGCAUGGAUGCUGCAUUCCUCGAUGGGAAUGGUGCUCACUCCAUCCUGAAGCGUUUCCCUCGAGCCAAUGGCUUCCUGGAGGAGUUGAGACAGGGGAACAUUGAGAGGGAGUGUGGUGAGGAGAGCUGCAGCUUCGAAGAGGCAAAUGAAGUGUUUGAGAACAAAGAGAGAACGAUGGAGUUUUGGAAAACUCGCAGCAUCUACACGGUGAGCAGCAACAGCGAGGGCCGCUCCGAGCGUGCCGACACCGUCUACAUGGUGGUUCCUCUGCUGGGCGUGGCCUUGCUCAUUAUCAUCGGCCUCUUUCUACUUUGGAGGUGUCAGCUUCAGAAGGCCACUCGUCGACGGCCCGCCUACACCCAGAACCGCUACUUGGCCAACAACCGCAGCACCCGCAGCCUGCCACGCAUUCUGGUUCAUCGGGAAGCCCACAGCGAGAACUUGCAGCAGGAGUCCAGCUCACAUCCCACUGUGGUAGUAAGUGGUGCUGAGAGAGGAGGAGGUUCUCUCUAUGUCCAGGACUCCUCCCAGUCAGUGGCCUCCCGGCUGUCCGGUGCCACACCGCCUCCGUCUUAUGAAGAGGUGACAGGACACCUGGAGAGCAGUGGUGAUGAGACCUCAGCGCCUUCAUACAGCGACCCUCCACCCAAAUAUGAGGAGAUCAUAAAGAAGAAAUGAAACAAAAAUAAUGGUGCCAUGUCUGAAGGAGGUCAAGGCCGGCAAAGGAGCAGUUGGUGCUGCAGGUUGUUGAAACCCAUAUUGUAAUUCACAUUAUUUCUGCACCGUAUAAUACCUUUGUUUCACUCAUGGGUGCAACCUAAAGCCAGUCACCACCAUGAUUAUGUGUGCCACUAAGGAUUAUUAUUUAUUGAUUACCAUAACAACACAUUCACCAGAUCAGACACUCAAUUUCUCUAGUCUUCAUUUUGCUUUGGCAAAAUUUGAAUGGCAAGACUUUGUCCCUGGUAAUGCCACAGCCGGUGCAACAAGGUGCAUGAAAAGGAGGCCCACUAAUCCGUCUCUGGCCCUUGUAGUGGGCUAGGAAAGUAGGCAGGUUUUUGUGCACAACUUGAGAUGGCACUGUGGGAUUGAAGCUCCAAGCUGCAGCAGUUUUACACUCGCUGAACAGUCACUGUGACAGUAAGGUUUCCUUGCCAACAGGCUGCCGCUGCUUAUGAUAUGACAGUGUGCAUAUAUUAUGGCUCUUUAGACUGUAUAUACUUAGCCAAAAGUCAAAGUAUUGACACUCCAAUCCAACGUUGUUUAGUUAGAUCUUCUAAUUGUUUUCUUUUGGUUUUGUAUCAUUUACAAGUUUGGUUUUCAGCUCAUUUCAACUUUACAGGAAAUACCCAAAUCAACAGCCAAUAGGGCUCAGCUGUAUCUUCUUAUGCCCUAUUCCACUUUAGAUCAUUCAACUGCAAACACGAAUAAGCUCAUUUACUUUGCCAAUAGUGGUGGACUAUCUGAAUUGUUGGAAGUUUUUAGACCACCUCCACACACCAGCUGUUCACUGCUGUAAGCGAAGAUCUCUGCAUUAUGCUUCCUGCUAACAAGCUCACUAUUUACUGAUCACAAUCUCCUCCAGCCAGACAGAUUCCCCUCAUGUGUUGUGUGGAUGGUUAUUUAGUUCUCAUGUACCUCAGACAGAACAGCCUGAAAUGAUGUUCCAUCAUUAAAAAAAAAAAAAAAAGAGACAGGCCCUGAAAGAGAGGAAAGAAAAACUGAUUUUCAUAAGUACUCAGUAAUCAUUGUGCUGUGCCGUAGAGAGGCAAGUUUAUUUGUCUUUACAUUGUCUAAAUACUUUUCAUACCUGCUACCCUACUAUGACCACCUGUCUUACCAUGUAGACCAAAGGUUUAUGGGGAGGGCGUUGUAUUAAUAAGUUAAACCAACCUUCACAAUUCUUGAAUAUUUGUUUAUAUUUAGUUUGUUUGUCUGGGUUAGGAUAUUCAUUCUAUUGCUGAAACAAUUAUUUAACAACAGUUUUGAUCAUUUAUUUAUGAAAUAUGUAAUUCAUUAGGCAACAUUCCUAAACACACACAAACGCAUAUAUCACACAUGCACAAUCACAAUUAUGUGUAUGUAAUAUGUGUAUUUGAAUACAUGUACUGUCUGUGUGUAGAUAUACACAUACAUAUUUGUGCAUGCUCACAAAGAGCACAAUCAGCAGUCUCAGCUCUAUUCUCCCCAGUACAGUGAGUCAGUGUAGCACCUUUGUUGCAGUUUCUGAGUGGAUUGAACUGUGUUUAUGGUUUACUUUUUUCCAUGCUGCAGCUGGUGGAACAGUAUAGUUGUGUGGACACAAAAUACAAUCAAAGGGAAUAACUGUAAAUAAUAAUCUUACAUAAAUUGGAGACUCGGUCUAACAUCACUGGAAUGCUGUCGGACGUUUGGAACUGCACUGGGUAAACUUUACAUUUUUUUGCCUCUAAAUCGUAAAUAUAUAUACGUGUGUGAAGUACUUGUGGGAUUGAGACUGUUCAAGAACCAUGCCAGUUUUUUUUUUAGAUAAUUACAAAUAAUGUAUACUUUAUAUAUUGCUGACCUGUUGCCUUUAAUUAUUUUAAAAUCAAACAAAGACAUGACCCAAUCUUACCUGUUAAUAUAUGACUCACCUGACUAGCAGGGGCAGGCAAAAACUGUAUGUGCACAUGAAGGAAGUAACAAGACGGACACACUCACACCUCUUCCAAACCCUGUGUGUUAUUAUGCACAGGUGGAACAGCAUGGAUACAAAUUCAUUAUUUAAAUUAUUUUGUUUGUAUUUUGUUUCCAAAUAAUGGGUCCUAUAUUGUAGUAAAACUAUUUGUAAAUGUGUGUGGAGAAUUGGGUAACUUUAUCUUAAAACGUUGGGUAAUCAGAUUUGUAAAUGUGUAAAAGAAUCCCUUAAUGGGAGAGUUGUGAAUGUGGACAGGAAUCUGCAAAUAUGUAUUCAGAAUAUGUGUACGUGUUAAAAAAAAUCUCCAAAUCUGUAUUGAGCAUCGAGAUUUGUAAAUGUGUAGACAAAUCUGUAAAUGUGUACACAGAUAUUAAUAGCUGAAAGUCUAAAUACAUCAGACAAGUCAUCGGUCACUCAGGUCUUUUUUACAUGUGGCGGUUUGUCUGCACCGCUCCGCUCAAACUGUGCCUCAGUAGCUAUACAGCCUACAUACCACCAGGCAGCGUUAGCACCCAGUGAUUUAAACGUGACAAUAUGAACCCAGGUGAAACUAUACGUUUAGCUUUAUGUUACAAACCCUUACUUUUACACUUGAUUGUCAAGUAUUGAGUACAUGUUACCCUUAAAGUAGAAGAAGUUAAUUAUUCAACCUAGCGUGCAGUUGACCAUUUUGUUUUCAGUUAACCCUAAACUCUCGUCCACAGCAGAAUUGUAGCAAAAAUCCGAUGUAAAAAGACACAAUUGUGAGGCCUGUCAGAGUUGCAACUGAUGACUUGUCUGUCUUUCCAGCUUUUAGAGCAAAAUACUUAGAUUUGAACCAUUAAUAUAUAUGGACACUUUUACAGAUUUGUCUACACAUUUACAAAUCUCAAUACACUUGAAAAGCUGAAUACAGAUUUAGAGAUUUUUUUUUUUUUUUUACACAUUUACAAAUGUGAUUAUGCACAAAUGGAUUAUGAAUACACAUUUGCAGAUUCCUGUACACAUUUACAAAUCUCAGUACUCAUUUAGAGAUUAUUUUACACAUACAAAUCUGAUCACACACACACACAGAUGGAGACACCAUUAUACAACUUUCCACAUACAUUUGUAAAUAAUACUGCUACAAUAAUGGCCCCAUAAUGAGGCUACAUCAAAAUACUAGAACACCAGCAUGGUUUGCAAAAUGGUUAGCCAUGUUGAAAAGUAUACUGGAUUCAUUCCUGCUUUCCAAUAUUAUUUAUUUAUGUAAAAUGGAUGUGUGUGACUGAAACAAAUAAUAUUCUACAACAAGAUUAGUUGUGUUUGUGCUGUAUGAAGUCACAUGUUCAGUCUUCAAGUUGUGUUUAUAUUUUAGUUGCAUAUUAGUCGUGUUUUACCUCACUACAUCCGAUAAGUGCACUUACAGGUUUCCGCAAGUGGUUUAUUUUUGUAUUCUAUUCAAUUGUAUUUGCUGCCUCUCCUACAGCCUGCAACUCUUUCUCUUGGGCUUUUUACCACAUUCCAAAAAGAAAUAUCAAAUGUUUGAAAAUGAAUGAAUGAAUGAUUGAUUUAAUUAAACUGAAACUAAGUUUUCUUUUUUUUUCAAAAUGGAAA